Molecule: messenger RNA, 1907 nt
Organism: Epinephelus moara (kelp grouper)
Lineage: Eukaryota; Metazoa; Chordata; Actinopteri; Perciformes; Serranidae
Gene: ccdc90b
Product: coiled-coil domain containing 90B
Exons: 9
Coding region: 94-795 (233 amino acids)
Cellular component (GO): mitochondrion
Source: RefSeq, a predicted model, not a curated record
CUUCCUCGUGCCGUCAGACUGUUUCCGGUGUGUAACCAGCAGCUGGAGUGUGUCUGUAGUUUACUGUUGGGCCCUGUAAACUUUAAAGAAAAGAUGAACGCGCUGCUGCGGCGGGUCGGAACAUGGAGAGGGUUCCAUGUAUCAGCGCCGGCGGCGACCUUUGACCUGAGGAAAGUGGAACUGACGCCUCUGGAGCAGCGAAAACUCACCUUUGACUCCCACGCCAUGGUGACGGAGCUGGAGAGCAGCGGUUUUGAGAAGCGUCAGGCGGAGCUGAUAGUCUCAGCUCUGGUUACCUUGACGACAGCGAACAUGGACAUCGUUUAUAAAGACAUGGUGACCAAAUCACACCAGGAGAUCGCGGUGCAGCAGAUCUUCGCCCACCUGGACUCCAUCAGGAAGGACAUGGUGAUCCUGGAGAAGAGCGACUUCGCCAACCUGCGAUCUGAAAACAGCAAAAUGAAGCGGGAGCUGGAGCAGCUGCAGAACAGACUGAAGGAGGAGAGUCAGAAACUCCGAGCAGAAACCAAACUGGACAUCAACCUGCAGAGCAGCAGGAUCUCAGACAUGUUCACGGAGCAGGAGAAGAAGCUGAUGGAGGCGAGUACGGAGUUCCAUCACAAGAAAGCCGUCCUGAACCACGACAACAUGGAGAUCAACAAGAAGAUCGACCUGCAGGUGGCGUCACUCAAAACAGUGCUCGAGUCUCUGAAACUGGAGACGAUCCGCUACCUCGCAGCGACGGUGUUCUCCUGCCUCAUCAUCGCUCUGGGUGUCCACCGCCUGUGGAGGUGAACCGACUCGUUUGACUUGUCUUGAGACUAGACAAAAACUAGUUCCAGUGCAAACAGAUUGAAAACGUGUUGCUGCUACAAAACCCUGUACUCUGUAGUACUGGAGUAAAACACAGUUACUUCAAAUAGUUUUACUGCAGUACUACAGAGUACAAAUACUCUGAUACAAGUUGUACUCCAUUACUACAGAGUACAAAUACUCUGACACAAGUUGUACUCCAUUACUACAGAGUACAAAUACUCUGACACAAGUUUUACUCCAGUACUACAGAGUACAAAUACUCACAAGUUUUACUUUUUAUCCUUUGAGUACAUUCUGCUGAUAAUACUUUUGAACUUCAGUAAAACUUGUGUCAGAGUAUUUGUACUCUGUAGUACUGGAGUAAAACUUGUAUCAGAGUAGUUGUACUCUGUAGUACUGCAGUGAAAGUACUCAUUACACAGAAUAAUUUGAAGUAGCGGUUGAAUACCACUAGUGUGAAGUACUUGUGUAUAUUUACUCACAUACUGUAUGUAAGUACACUGUUAAAGUACUUGUACUUUAAAUACUUCUAUUUUAUCUGAUAUUACACAUCAUACUCAAGUAAAAGUACACAGGUAUACAGAGCUUCAUGUAGUUAGAGUACGAGCUGUGUACUUUUACUGCUUUGACUGCAUGAAGAUUACAUCAGAGGGAUUUAUACUGCGUUGUUAAACUACUGCUUCAUGUACUCAGUAAAUAAUCAGAGUACUUUUACCAGUACUGAAUAUUUCUCUCAGAGAUGUAGUGGAGUACAAAUAUUAAGUACUGAAGUAUCUGAGUAAACACACUGUGUUCAUGAAGAAAUGAAAAUAUAUUUCGACAUUUUUAAAGAAUAAAAACUUUGAUUUUUUUAAAACUUUGGUUGAAGACGUUUUACAGUCAGAAGGAAACAUGAAUAUUUAAUGAGCCUGUUAAUUUUAUUUUUAUUUGAUUGUGUUUUGAUUUGAAUUUGAACUGAUUUUUGUUUGUGUUUGAUUGACUGAGACUAAAGGAUGGUUUACACUAAAUACUUAAGAAGACAUUUUGUUUGUGUGACGGAGUGAAGGAGAGUCUGAGAGGGUCAAAGGAAAUAAACAUUUUAAAUCAGAAGG